Messenger RNA from Culex quinquefasciatus (southern house mosquito), 4224 nucleotides. RefSeq names its product protein vein (gene vn). Bases 1863 to 3758 code for a protein of 631 amino acids. The record is from RefSeq and is a predicted model, not a curated record. The transcript is spliced from 8 exons. NCBI's taxonomy places the organism in Eukaryota, Metazoa, Arthropoda, Insecta, Diptera, Culicidae.
UGAUCGCAAGCAGAAGCAGCAGCAGCGGCUACGCAAGUGGCGUGUGGUGAAAUUAAAGCCGCACAGUUUUUCCGACUUUGCAACGCCGCGCGCGUAUCACACGCGCGUCGUGAGAAAUUAAUCACUCUCCCGAGGGAAACCAGAGAGGGAGAGUUUUCCUUCGUGAGUGGGAGAGAGCGAGAGAGCGAGAGAGAGAGAGGCGGUGUGUGUUUCGUCAAGUCGCGCGCGCGUUCUGCGUUCAAGAUUUUCCCGACGUCGCGACGCCACCUUCGUCGAAGAAGACACAGCCGUCGUCGUCGUCGCAUCCGGAACCCCAGUCGACGAAGGCGAACGGCGAGGCCGGUUCAGUCGAUAGUGAACCACCGAACCGAACCGGAGUGCCAACCCCGAACUACUAGGAAGCCGCCCCUGGCGUGUGUGAUUGUCUAGAGCAGAGAAGAGAGAAGCAGCAGUUCUUCGACGUCGAGCAGUUUGUUGCAGGUCCUGGCAAAAGGAGGACGAAGAUCACGUGCGGGUCGUCGAUUCCGCAACGGCCGAGAAUCCGUUACAUAAGGUUUUGCGUGCGCGCGACAUUGGAGGGUCAGCUCUCUCAGCUGUAGUACUGACUGACGGACUUUACAGCACAUCGCACAACGCGUGGCCGAAAGGUGUGUAGAGUUUGAGACAGAUUCUACGACGAAACGCCAGCCCAGAGCGAUCGAACCAACAAACCGGUGCGCGACCGUUGUGCGUAUUUGUGAAAAUGUGACCAGUCCUCUCGGUUUGUGUUGCGGUUGUGGGUGCCAAUGUGAAAAUUGUACCGCGUAACCCCAAAAUAAAAUUAGUCAAUUUUGCGAGGCAGAAGACAACGACGACGACGGUGACGAAGAGCGCGCGUGUGUGUGUCCGCGAAGAGGUCAGAAUUUGGUGAGGAAAAGUUACACUUUUUGCCCCGUAAGUAACCGUGAAAUGAGUCACCUCGCGAAGGUGUGAGUGCGCCGCCGAGCGAGUACACAAAUGAUAAAUCUUGCACGAGAGUUGAAUAAUCGCACGAGGAAAAUCAACACAGAAGAUCACCAGUGAAGUGAGGCAAGAUCAUCGAGGCGCACGGUGAGGGAAGGUGUGCGACGACGGCGAAGGCGGGCACAGUGAGACAUAUCGUCGUGAGAUCAGACACACUUUUUUUCACAAUCGUUCACAGGGUUUGUGGAUCACGACGAAGAUCUAGGGCACGAAGCGAGGGCGAGAGAGAAGAUAGAUCGCAUGAUCAGCAGUGAGUGCAUGCAAGUGAGUGAGCAAGAGUGAAAGAUACACGGGGAUACCCUUCUCGAAGUUGGUGUGUGCAUUAGAGGAAGAAGAAUUGAAUCGUCUGUGUUGUGCCUAGGAAGAGCCAAGAAGACUACACUGCUGCAGUCCAGCAAAUCGACACGACGCAACGGAAACGUCAGAAAAGAUUAUGGACCUUUCUGAACCGGAAGAGUUGAGGAAGCGGUUCCGCGUGCGUGCAGCUCAUUCGAUGAGCGAAGCGUGAGUGUCGCGUGAGCGCGCGGUCACUCACCAGUGAGUGAGUAGUUUUACGAAUUGUGGUGGCCCAAAAUUGCGAGUCUGGGGGUGCACGUUUGGGUGCAAGCGGAAAACGAUGAAGAAGAUAAUUGACAUGCGUCACUGUAGAUCUACGAAGAAGUUCAAGCUAAUAUUGCUGAUCCGAGCCAACCGCUACCGAGAGGCGCCCUAAGCUUUGGGCGGACGUGUCUUUGUGUCACGCGAGUGUGUGUGUGUGUCGGAUUUUGUGUCAAACUCGCCCCCGGGGGGAAUUUCGCGGCGGUUGGUGCCCUAGGGACCUCUAGGCAGCGACCCAUCCAAGCGGAGCAAAGCCGGACGCCAUGUACUUGCGCAAAUGGAGUCCGAUUAAAUAUCUGAUGUACUUAUGGCUAGCAAUUCUAGUGUGGAUAUUCUGUCGGUGUGAGAGCGUCGCCACGAUGCACCUGGCGCCAGUUGGAGUUAGUAGCAGCAGCAGCAGUAGCAGCGGCGGCAGUAGCUUAAGUAGUAGUACUAGCGUUAGUAGUGGCAGCAGCAGUAGUAGGAAUAGUAUAGCGGAGCAGCUGUUUGCCAAUGGGAUGCACUAUCGGGGCAGCGGUUCCACCAGUCCGUACCAGUGGCGCCCGUCGGAAGUGACCACUCAACGGUCGGCUACAUUUACCAAAACCCUUGAUCGCCGGUGGACGCCGACGCCACCAGCUCAAGUGGCCAGCAGUUCCUUCUCGUCAUCUUCCUACUCCUCUUCCUCCAGCUAUCACCAUCCUAUUAAUUACGCUAAUCGUGUGCUCGUAGAGAAUGCCAAUAAGCAGCUGAUAAGCCAUGGGCGCCCCUUGAAGGAUCAGCUAGCAGCUAGCAGCCUAAGUCAGUCAUCCACUAGCGACAACCAUAGUAGUAGUAUUAUUAGCACCAGUAGUAGUAUUAACGUCGAAGCUGUCCAAGCCGAGCAGCGAUUGCAGCACCAAUGGCGGCUCCGGAUGAGUCAGAAACGAGCCCGACGGCUUGCCCACCGGACUCAACUGGCCAACCGCAACCGGCGGGACUCGGUCCGACCGUUGCCAACCUCCGGCAGUCAGCAGCAGGCGCCCAGCCGGCGUCCUCCCAACCAACAGGGACCCACGGCGAACCUGCCGGCCAACGGGCGGCGCUACUGUUCCGCCCGUGAUCCUGCCACGCUGGCCUUUGACGCCCCGAUCGUGUUCGAGGGCAAGGUCAAGUCGAUGAGCAGCGACCGGAGGGCCAACUUUUCCGUCACCUUCGAGCUGGUGGCGGUCCACAAAAAGUACACCAAGUUCUACCUGCCCAGCAACGUGCGGCUCCAGUUCUCGUACCGGAACAACUCCGAGUGCGACAUCUACCGGGAGACGUACCGCGAGCGGGGCAUUGUCCGCGAAGAGCUCGAACAGGGCAAGGUGUACUUUCUGUUCGUGAAGCAGAUCGACGUCGGCAACUUUACCAUCCUCGGGCAGCCGAUCCGCAAGACCAGACGUACCACGAACGGGGUGCUCGAGGGGGUGAGCGAAAAGUAUGGUAAACGCCCGGAGAUCUAUUCCAUCACGUCGAACGUGACGCGGCAGGAGGGCAAACGGGUGCGUCUGGUGUGCAAGGUGCGGGGGCAGCCGCCGCCGAAAGUGACGUGGUUCAAGGACAAACGGUCCAUCAACCGGAACGUGACGAAAUACGCUCAAGUACACCUCAAAAAACGAUCCGAGCUCAUCAUUCAUUCGGUGAUUCCCAGUGAUGCUGGAGAGUACGAGUGCCGAGCUAAAAAUAAAUACGCCAAGAUUUCCAACUCGACGCACGUUCGAAUAACGGCCAAACAUUCGAGCACCAAGCAGCCAACAACGCCGGCCACGCCGGAACCUCCGUACAAACCGCGGCCAUGCCGGGGCCCUGGCGCUGAGCACUUCUGUCUGAACAGUGGCACCUGCAUUCACUUCGAGGAACUCCAAGAGUGGGCAUGCACAUGUCCCAAAGGAUUCUCGGGCAACAAGUGCGAGAACAAAGACAUCGACUACCACCCGACGACGUCCAGCAAGCACCAGGACUGCUCGUACGGUUACGGAUACGGAGUUGUACGAUGGAACCGAAAAAGAACCCCAAACUGGAAGCGCGAAAUUUGCAACCCCCCUCCGUGUGGAGAUGCCCUAACGGCGUUGGAUGCAUCCACUUACUCACCGUUUUUUUUCGGACCUCCGCCAAGAUCCCACCGGGUCACCCCGAGUGCGCCGACUUCCUGCUGAUGGACUCCCCGGCGGUGGCGGCGUCCCUUCCGGUCGUGCCCCCGCUGUACGACUACGAUGACGAUGCCGACAUCUAGAGACAGAGUGCUGCGCUCCUGAAUCUCAGCCUUAAUCUUCGUGCCAAGGAUACAGAAAGAAAAAAAAAACGGGCGAUUUAUGCGAACUAUAUCUCGAAAUCAACAAAACAAAUAAAAAACAGCACAGAUACACACAGUCGACAAUGCUACUAAUGAAAUUCCAUUCAAUUUAAGUGAUUGUGUAUAAAUAAUCUAACAUUUUGCUAGACAUAUUGCAGAAAACUAAAAGUUGUUUUAAACUGGGUAGGAAAACAGAGCAAAGGAAACGAUCGUGUGACGAUCUCUCUCCGCACACACGAAUUUGAAAAGAUGAAAAUGGAAACAUGUUGAAGAAAAUACCAAAGAUGUAAAUAUCAUUGUAGAAGUUGUAAUAAAUUAUUAACUUUGAA